AUGGGAUUUUAUGAAAGUAACUCUUUAAUAAGGCAGUGUCUGUCUUUAUCAAAGAAUUAUAAUUUUUCUGAUAAACUUCCUACUUUAACUAGUUCGGAACUUGUGGAUGUUGAAUUAUACUCUAUUAUUGCUAUUAUUUGCAAAGAUCAUAUUAAUAUAUGGUAUGAACAAAUAACACAUGAUAAAAGCUUUAUUGAGGAAUUGCUGCUUUUAAUCUCUCAUAUUGUUAAAGAAUUAGAAAAAAAAUUUUUUAUGAUGAAACAUGAAUUGCUUCUUUUCCAUAUUAUACCUAUGAUUGCUAUUAAACAUAUUAAUGGAAUGACACAAAAGAUUCUACAAGCUGAUAUUACUUCCUAUAGAACAUUUGAUGAAAUAUUUUACAAAUUUCAACAUCAUCCUGCUUUGGAUUCCUAUGAAAAUGAAUGUUUGUAUUUGCGUUUAAUUGCUGAUACUUUGAUUACAUCUUUUUUACCUCCUGAUGAUCUUAAAUCUGAAUGUGAAAGAGUUAUAAUAAGGGAAAUUCUUUCUGACUUUAUUUUUAAAAAAAUUGUAGAUAAACUUAGCGAGCCGUCUAUUUUGUUUGAGAUUAUUGCAAAAGUAUAA
This is a messenger RNA of Pneumocystis carinii B80, 603 nucleotides long. RefSeq lists its product as hypothetical. Bases 1 to 603 code for a protein of 200 amino acids. The record is from RefSeq and is a predicted model, not a curated record. NCBI's taxonomy places the organism in Eukaryota, Fungi, Ascomycota, Pneumocystomycetes, Pneumocystales, Pneumocystaceae. Gene Ontology annotation, cellular component: intracellular membrane-bounded organelle. The transcript is spliced from 3 exons. Gene Ontology annotation, molecular function: phosphatidylinositol binding.